CUGGGCUCUCUCGCUCUCUCUCUCUCUAUAUAUAGCAUCUUUGGUUGCUUUGUGGAGAAAGAGAGAGCUCAGAUUGAGAAAAUACAAAAUGCAGCCAAGGGGGAGUGGUAGCUCAUCAAAACUUGAUCGAAAUGAAAUUGAGAAAAGCCGAAGAUUGCAACUCAAAGAUCUCUAUUCCAAGCUUGCUUCUCUCAUCCCUAACCAACCCUCAGAGGAAGGACUGCCAUUACGUGAUAUGUUGAAGCAAGCCACCAAGUAUGUGGUGGAGCUUAAACAGAAUGUGGAGGAGCUGAAGCGGAGAAAGGCAGCCCUCAAAGGCGAUGAGGGUGGUUCUAAGGAGGAGAGGUCACCGGUCUUGAUGGUGCGAAACAUGGGUUCAACUUUGGAGGUGAAUUUGAGUACUGGGUUGGACAAGGAAUUCAAGUUACAUGAAGUUUUGAGUGUUCUUAAGGAAGAAGGAGUUGAGGUUGUAAGUGCUAGUUACACUACUGUGGGAAACCAAAUCUUCUACACUAUUCAUGCUCAGGUAUAUAUAUAUAUAUAUAAAGUUAUAUAGUCCUAGAAAAAUAUCCGAAAAAUACAUUUUACAGUUAAGAUUAAUUAUCCCGACUAUAUAAAAAAUAGAUCUCAACCAUAUAUCACUAUUCUAAGUCAAUUUCUGAUCCAUAUUUUUGGAUGCAUAGACUCUCACUUUGAAGUAAGAAAGUCUACUUAUUGGCUUAGAUUUGGGUCAACUGCAUGGUUCAUUUUUUUUUUUUAAAUAAAUAAAUUAUAUUCAAUAUAUGGGAAGAAACUUCUCUCCUAUAUAUUAUUGAACUACAGAGGUUUAAUGCGGCUCAUUGUAAGCUCAAUUUUCAUCUUAUUAAGUUUGUUGUGCACAUUAUUUAUACUAAAAAAGAAAGUUGAUUUAAUCAUUUGAUCAGAUCAUAUUUGUCUACAAAAUAUAAACAAAUUGUAUAAUUUUAAAGAUAGUCCGUUUAUUUUAUUUUAUUUUAAUUUUUCCAGACAAAUAUAAUCAAAUCAAAUGACUACCAAUAAUGUUUGAUCAAUUUACUUUUUUAAAUGAAUAAUGUGUUUAACGAGCUCCACAAAAUAAACAAUUCGGAUGGUAAGAUGGGUUGGCUAGGAGCUGCUCCCUUGUAUGUAUAUGUAUAUACAUUACCUGACACAUUUUAAUUACACUUUAAGAGUAAUCAUUCGUUUUCUAAUUACACUUUAAGAGUAAUCAUUCGUUUUCUAAAUUAAUAAAUAAUUAAAUAGAAAAAUAAAAUGGGUGGAUUUGUGAUUAUGGUUGGUUUUUUAGUGGUUUUUUUAACUUUUUAUGUUUUUUUAUAA
Camellia sinensis is the source of this 1335-nucleotide messenger RNA. The record is from RefSeq and is a predicted model, not a curated record. NCBI's taxonomy places the organism in Eukaryota, Viridiplantae, Streptophyta, Magnoliopsida, Ericales, Theaceae.